Alternaria infectoria is the source of this 810-nucleotide messenger RNA. RefSeq lists its product as uncharacterized. The coding region runs from base 1 to 810 and encodes 269 amino acids. The record is from RefSeq and is a predicted model, not a curated record. NCBI's taxonomy places the organism in Eukaryota, Fungi, Ascomycota, Dothideomycetes, Pleosporales, Pleosporaceae. The transcript is spliced from 2 exons.
AUGUCGUCGGACGCCAUCAUCGCAGGCCUCAAGCAAGGCAACGCCAUGGAAAUGGCAACGAUCGACGAAGUCAAGGCGGGCAUGAACUCUGUACUUGACGGAAUGCUCCGGGAGUGCUUCAACCGCAGCGAUGGGCUGACCGAGCUGACUGAGAACCUUCAAUUGGAAAGCUCGAGCGCGGCGGCCAGAACUAUGACGGCAGAACAAAAGACCCGGCUUACGAAAGUCAUCGAGAACGCUAUCGGAGACUGCGAGAAGGCUAUAGUCAACAAUGACAUCAAGCGAGCGAGCGAAUGCAGAUCAACGACAGCAACAUUCAAAGCUGAGUUUGACGUUUUGAACAUGAUGCGUACUACUGGCCACGCUCAACAAGGCCUGUUCAAGCGAUUAGAGAACAUCUUCGAUGAUCAACACGGAGAUAUCGACGGCGCUGAGCUGAACGAGAUAAAGGAGGAAGGGCACGGUACCAUCGAAAAGCUUCGCACCUUUUACGCAUGUGCAAAGGAAAGUUUCGUAGACAGGCGAAGUCGUCGCAUUGAAGAGAUUGAGAACACGCACAAGACAUCGCAGGAUGCUUUGGAGAAGCAGAUCGAAAAUCUUAAGCGCAUCGCUGCUAUUGCGAAGAUUGAUCUCAAAGCUACAAGCGAGAGUGAUAUACCAGCUGAUGGUAUACCAUUUGACAGAGCCCAGGGCCGGUCUACAAGUGAGAAACGUUUCCUCUCUCUCCCUGGUGCUGGUCCUGUGUACCAAGAUUCUGUCUACAACCCGCUGGCCCAUGUCGUUAUGGGUCCUGGUCGUAAUGGCUUUUAG